Molecule: messenger RNA, 4851 nt
Organism: Drosophila ficusphila
Lineage: Eukaryota; Metazoa; Arthropoda; Insecta; Diptera; Drosophilidae
Gene: Mp
Product: collagen alpha-1(XVIII) chain
Source: RefSeq, a predicted model, not a curated record
CCGAGAGCAUCACGGAGCACCCACACGCGAAUUCAGUGCCGGUGGCUUCAACGCGUGCUUUCCCGGCGAUUCGAAAAUCGUAAAACUCGGCUUUCCGUGUUGUAGUGAAUCAGAAGAAGAACGGAAUACCCGAGAGUACAAAGGAAACGGGCCUAAAAGAAAAGUGUCCGAGGGCAUUGUGAAAAGUGUCCUGUUUGCCGGAAACUGUCGCCCGAAACUAUGCAGCAGUAGAGAGGCCCACUUCCGCCAGGGAAUACGUGGAAACAUUCAUUGUCCUUUAACUGGAGGCUGAGCACUUCGUCUCUCAUUAAGAUGCGUGUGCCACAAUUUAUUUUGGGUCUGAUUUGGACGCUUCUAGUUCCAGCACAGGGUUCUUUUGACCUUGUGGGGCAGUCUAUCAAAGAUGCCCUGGCCGAGUACACGCUGACGGACAUCAUGAACAACAACCAGUUCGCGGGCAUCGAGUUCGGGGAGGCGGAGGACGGCUUCCCCGCCUUCCGGUUCCUGCAGACGGCGGACGUUAAGUCGCCGUACCGCAUGCUCCUGCCGGAGAAGCUGUACGAGUUCGCCAUCCUCAUCACUUUCCGGCAGAGCUCGCUGAAGGGCGGCUACCUGUUCAGCGUGGUCAACCCACUGGACCGGGUCGUUCAGCUGGGCGUCCACCUGUCGCCGGUCGUGAAGAGCAGCUACAACGUAUCGCUGGUCUACACGCAGGCGGACCAGAGCAUCGGCCGCAAGUUGGCCAGCUUCGGUGUGGCUCACGUGCCGGACAAGUGGAACUCGAUUGCCCUGCAGGUCCUCAGCGACCGUGUCUCCUUCUACUACGACUGCGAGCUGCGCAACACCACGCUGGUCACCAGGGACCCCGCCGAACUGGUCUUCGAUUCCGCAUCCACUCUGUACAUUGGACAGGCGGGCUCCAUCAUUGGCGGCAAGUUCGAGGGCUAUUUAGAAAAAAUCAAUGUCUAUGGUAAUCCCGAUGCCAUAAACGUCACAUGUAUGCCGCCCCCAAAGGCAACGGUCGCCCCAACCACAGCGGAUGAGGAAUCUUUUCUAAUGGAAGGAUCUGGAGAGAGUAUUACCUUCGAAGAGUCAACGGAAGUUAACCUUUUAAAUGAUGAUUUUUGGGAGACAGACGACGAGGCGACGGACAUCUUCGACGCCAGUGGCAUGCAGCCCCCGGGACAGACGACAUAUUCGCACGAGAGACCGUACCGCGGCAUCAAGGGCGAGAAGGGAGAGCGCGGACCCAAGGGCGACAGCAUUCGCGGUCCGCCGGGACCGCCGGGUCCGCCCGGGCCCAAAGGCGAAACGGCCGCCUAUCCGCCCUUUGUCGAGACCACGAGUGCGGGGGCUAAAUACACUGGCGAGUGUACAUGUAAUGCGUCUGAUAUCCUAGAGGCCAUCAAGGACAAUGAGUCGUUGCGGGAAACGUUGCGAGGAGCGCCCGGAACGCCGGGCAAGGAUGGAAAGCCAGGUACCCCUGGUCACACCGGAGCCACCGGAGUGCCAGGAGCCAGAGGCGCCCGGGGGUCCGAAGGUGCCCAGGGGCUGAAGGGCGAGCCAGGCGUCGACGGACUGCCCGGAGUCAUGGGUCCGCCGGGACCGCCGGGUCCGCCUGGUUUGCCCGAGAAUUACGAUGAAUCCCUAAUGGUCAACUCGAUGGGCACAUUCCGGGGCACAACGCAACCGGGGGCCAAAGGUGUUCCCGGCGAGAAAGGUGAUGCCGGCCAGAAAGGAGAGCGUGGCGAUCCGGGUCACAAAGGUGCACACGGACCCAGCGGCGCAAAGGGCGAGCCCGGCGAACCGGGAACUCCUGGGUUGCCGGGUCUCCCCGGACAGGCCGGACAGCCCGGCGGACUCGAGGGGCUCUCCGCCAACGGGACCAAGGGCGAGAAGGGUGAGAAGGGUAUGCGGGGAAGGCGCGGCGGGACUGGGGCCACUGGACCAAUCGGACCGCCAGGAAAACCCGGAGCCAUGGGCGAUAUUGGACACUCGGGCCGCCCUGGAAUGACAGGACCAAAGGGUGAGAUGGGUCCCAAGGGACCGAAAGGCGAUUCCGGAGGCCGCGAGGGGUUGAAGGGCGAUAAAGGCGACCGAGGUCAGGAUGGCAGGGAUGGCUUGCCAGGACCUCCUGGACUUCCAGCCACUGGAGGUGGCGAUGGCGACAGCAGCGGAGUGCAGUACAUAGCUAUGCCAGGACCGGCAGGACCGCCAGGACCUCCAGGACCCCCAGGUCUACCUGGCCUAUCGAUUUCAGGACCCAAAGGAGAACCCGGAAUGGACUCACGCAGCACGUUCUUUGGUGAUGCCUCCUAUUAUGGAAGACCAGGAGCGCGCUCAUCCUUAGACGAACUCAAAGCCCUGCGAGAGCUUCAAGAUCUGCGCGAUCGUCCCGAUGGCACAGCCGAGCCGCCACGCCAGUCGGGACACUCGCACAAACACGAUGAGAGCCACGUCGAGGGCGAGGAGCCCUACUUCUCGGCCUCCUCAUCCAAUAUGAACAUGAAGAUUGUGCCGGGAGCAGUAACCUUCCAGAACAUCGAUGAAAUGACAAAAAAAUCGGCCCUCAAUCCGCCGGGCACGUUGGCCUACAUCACCGAGGAGGAGGCGCUUUUGGUUCGCGUCAACAAGGGAUGGCAGUACAUUGCGCUGGGAACCCUGGUCCCGAUUGCCACGCCCGCUCCGCCCACCACGGUGGCUCCAUCGAUGCGAUUCGACCUGCAGUCGAAGAACCUGCUCAACAGUCCACCUCCACUGCUCAACACGCCAACGUGGUAUCCGCGAAUGCUACGCGUUGCGGCGUUGAACGAGCCUUCCACCGGCGAUUUGCAGGGGAUUCGGGCGGACUUCGCCUGCUAUCGGCAAGGACGACGGGCAGGACUCCUGGGCACCUUCAAGGCAUUCCUCUCAUCCAGGGUACAGAAUCUGGACACGAUUGUCCGUCCGGCUGACCGGGAUCUGCCCGUGGUGAACACCCGUGGCGAUGUGCUCUUCAACUCCUGGAAGGGCAUUUUCAACGGCCAAGGCGGGUUCUUCUCCCAAGCGCCGCGAAUCUACAGUUUCAGCGGCAAGAACGUGAUGACGGAUCCCUUGUGGCCCAUGAAGAUGGUCUGGCAUGGUUCGCUGCCAAAUGGAGAGCGUUCCAUGGACACGUAUUGCGAUGCCUGGCAUUCCGGUGACCACCUGAAGUCCGGGUAUGCCAGCAAUCUCGAUGGCCACAAGCUGCUCGAACAGAAGCGACAGUCCUGCGACAGCAAGCUGAUCAUCCUGUGCGUGGAGGCCCUUUCGCAGGAUCGAAAGCGCAAGAAGCGGGAACUCUCCGAAAACAGCUAUAGCAACAGUCGCAGUCACGGUGAGAGCGAAAGUCUGGAGUUCCGGACGGCCGAUGAGUAUGCAGCGCAUUUAGAAAAUUUACUGCUGUAAGCGGAACCGGAAGGAAGAAGAAGCAGAAGCAGCAGCAGCAGAAGCAGCAGCGAGUCACACCAAACCAUUCUCAUACACGAAACAAAACAAAUCACAGCACACACACACUCACACACACACAGAGACACGUGCACACAUUGAAUGUAAACGUAAAUCAUGGCCAUGCAUAUAAUCAGCGAAUUCCAAACAAAAACCAAAAAGAGAAUACUCAGACGACAGUUGGAUGUUGCAUAUAAAUACAUACCUAUAUUACCCAUACGCAUACACACUACUCGUAGGUAAUGUCUAAUGUAUUUCUACACGUAACAUAUAUGAUAAACACAGCUAAGGAUAUAUAUCGCUGAUAUAUAUAUAUGAGUUGUACUUUAUGUUCAGGACGAGAGGCAACAGCAAAUAGCAAUUUUUGUACAAGCAGGAAAAACGUAUUCGUAGUUUGUAAUCUGUAAUUUGUAACUAACCGAUAGCCGUAACCGAGAACUAAUGUAAUUUUUGUAAUUACGUAAGCUCAUCCAAACACAGCAGCGGAUCACCCAGUCGCCUCCGCCUACGCAAUACUGGCCAAAUUAGUAUCCUACUUAGCUCGUAUGGCAGUGCACCCGAGAAUCCAGAAUCAAGAACUAAUAAUCGAGAGAAGGGAUAAGCGAGAAAGGACGAACUCUUCACAGGACCCUGUAUAUGCGUGUAUAAAUGUGUAUUUUUGUCAAAAGACUUCUAGGUGUGUGUACAUUAUAAGGAAAUCCGAAUGGGUACGAUACGAAACCGUUUUUAAACUAUCGCAUGCAGCCCUUUCUGCCCACUCUAUAUAUAAUAUAUAUAUAUAGGAUAUAUGUUUUACGACCGAUUUCUACUCCUAUCUUAGGCCAGAGAUUUUCUACAGUGUAGCCAGCGCGACUCCCAAAAUACUCGUAAUCGAAAUCCAAAUUCGGAUCGCAGUUUUUAUAUGCAUCAAAUGAGUAACGGUAAUGAAAUUAUAGCCUAAUCGACACACAUAAAUACAUGCACACCCGAUGGAUGGUGAAUUCGUAAUUUAUUGUCAUUCGAUAACGAAUACUUAACUAAAUUCUAAUUAUAAUUACCGAGCAUAGUUAGUUACAUGAUAAUUUCUUUUUGCAUUUAACCAAUGCAUUUCCAAACUACAAAAUUUGUAAUGUAAUUAAACGUAAUUGUAAUGACAGUUAAGGUAUUAAUUUAAAACAAUAAACCACAGACGCAGAACACAAUGCGAAUGGCGCGCGGUAGCCAGCCGCAAGGUGACAUUAUAUAGUACGAUUAAAGUAUAAAAUAUAUAUUUAGUGAAAUCAAAACUGAAGUGCAGACCCUCUAGUCCUAAGCCUAAAACAUGAAGAAAAGAGAGCAUAACAGAAAUACAUAAUAGCAUAAUAUAAUUGAAUAAUACGAAACAAUAAAAGGUAAACUAUCAAAUGC